AUGCCUUGGUGGUGUCUUUUUCUUCUUUUUCUUCCCACAAUCAAUUCACUUUCAUACAAAUGUGAAAAUAAUCAGAUUCUUGUCGUGCAAUCCUUUGGAAAUGACACGAUUCGAAUGCAUUGUCAACGUUUGGAUUUAUGUGGAUAUCAGCAAUUGAAAUGUGAAUACGAUAAAAUGCAACCGCAUUGUGGAGGAAAGACGAAUUUCGUCUCGCAUGUCAAUCAGAAUACGCCGACUGGAUUAGUCGAGCAUACUUGCUGUCAACUCUACAAUCCAAAUCCGCCGAAUCAUGUGCCAACUCAUGAUGGAAAUGAUUGUUUUAUCUAUGAAUUACCGGAUGGAUCAACACAUCCUCAAGGAGAAGUUCUUCAACCAUUAACUCCAUUGAAUGCUGAAGAUAAACCAUUGACGAUAUUGAAAAGUGCUUCCGAGAUUCCAUCACAAAUUGAUGGAUAUUCUGGAUAUCGAUUGAGACUGUUUCUACUGAGAAAUAAAAGUCCGCCAACACUACUUGUGAAAGGAAUUGAAAGAAGGAUUGAUGGAUAUCGAGUGACAAUUUGUAGACCAAGAUGUGGGACAAUUCCAUCGGGAUGGAGAGGGGUUUCGUGGAACAGUUGGAGUGCGUCGAGCUGGUCAUCUUGGGCGAAAACCGUUUGGGGAAAUGCGGAACAUGAGGAAGAAGAAAAAAGGGAACGAGUGAGACAAAGAGAAGGAGAACCAAUUGACAAAAGUGUGACUGCUUCAGCUAGUGCCGCCGCCGCCGCUGCUGCUGCUGCUGCUGCUGGAGCUGCAGGAGGAAAUGGUGCAAAUGGAAAUACCGGUGUCACGAAUCAAUCCGGAUCUUCUUCAGCUACAGCUUCUGGUGCCUCUUCUGGCACUUCUGGUGCAUCAAGCUUGGGACAAGGAGCCCAGGCUGGUGCCUCAGCUGCGGCUAAGGCUGAGUCGGGCAACUCGAAUCAGCCAAAUAAUGGCACAAUGCACAUUCAUAUUCAUACAGAUGAUGGAAGCGAGAAGAAAGAUAACGGACCUUUGGUUAAAGGAUUUGAAACUAGUGGAAAAGAAAAAGGAACUGAAAAAGGAGAUGAGAAGAAAGAAAAGACCGACAAACCAACGACAGCCACUUCUGAAGAGUUUAAUGGAAAAGAAAAAGAGAAAACACCGUCAAAUCAGAAGGGAGAAGUUGGAGAACCAGCUGAACCAAUCGAUCCAACAACACCUAAUGGAAAAGAUAAAAAAGAUGAGAAAGAGAUAAAGCAAACUGGUAAUGGCGAUGUUACACCAAAAACUGAUGAAAAGAAGAAUGAAAAGAAAGAGAUUGGCUCAAAUGGAGAAGACAAACCGACAAUUGGCAUUGAUGGAGGGGAAGGGACAGAAAGUGAGACAAAGAAUGGAACACGCACAAGAAUUAUCGAAGGAAGACAAGGGCCAAAAGAAGAUGGAAAUGGAGAGAAAGAGAAUGGAGGAAAAGAAGAUGGAGAUGAUGGGGUGACAGAGAAUGGAGAGAAGUCGACAGAAAGCGCCGAAGUACAUGGAAGGACAGAAACCAAAGAUUUCUCGACUGAGGUUACAGAAACAAAAGGAGAUGAGGAGAAUGGAUGGGCGGAGAAUUCGGCUGGAGAUAGCGAUGAGGACGGAGAUCGAGGGUCUGAUGAUGAUGAUGAUGAUGAUGGAGAAGGAGACGAGGAGCCGAUGAAUCCCGAUGAAGAUGGCACAUCGGAGACUGAACUCAAUACGAUUAUCGGAAAAACACAUAAACAGGAUUCAAAUGAAACCAAGAAUGAAACAACAGAAAAAACAAAUCCAAAAGAAAUAAGAAAUGAAAACGAGAAUGAAGAAUUGAUGGAACCAGAGAUUACGUCAUUGAAUGAGAAUGAAGGAAAAGAUGAUGUCAUUGAAAAGAAAAAGAAACGACUCGUAAAGGCUAAAGCAAGAGCAAAAGCUAAAAAGGAGGCAGCAAAACGACGCAGAAAAUUGCAAGCAGCAAGACAAGAAGCACAACGGAAACACAAUAAGGGACAAUUUAGAACAAUUCAGGCAACAGCUGAAAAAGACGAUAUCCCAGCAGAUCCAUCUCUAGAAAAGCCAGCGCCCAGACUUCUCGCUGAGCCAGCCGUCGCGGCUGCCGCUCCUGCUGCUGCUGCCGGGAGAAACUGUUUCGCAGCUGAUAGCAUUGUUUCCACUCCAAGAGGACCCCGACGAAUGGAUGAAUUGCAAGUCGGAGAUCACGUACUUGUGCCAUCUGCAAACGGAGUUCCCAAAUAUGAAAUGAUCGAAAUGUUCUAUCAUCGCAUUCCUGAUAGACGGACAAACUUUGUGGUUCUAGAGACUGAGAGUGGGCACAAAUUGUCGGUGACAGCCCUUCAUCUUUUACCAUUUGGAGACUGUGAAGAGAUGGGAAAACUCUUGAAUCAAAGUGAGGGAAUCGAUAUGGCGUUGCAAGGGUCUCGUUUCGCGCAUCGAGCAAAAAUCGGGGAAUGUAUCUUGAGAACAGCUGAAAAUGGAGAAAUUCGAGCAGAAAGAAUUGUCAAGAUUGGCCGUCGGAUUUCAACAGGAAUCUACUCACCAAUCACUGUUGAGGGAUCAAUUAUUGUUGAUGGAGUGCUGGCUAGCUGUUUUGCACAGGUGGAAUCUCACUCAACACACAAAGUUCUCUAUGAUUUCACCCAUUGGGUCUACAAAACAUUCAGUCUCACAUCAACAACCACAACCUGGUCUGAAGUUUUCCCUCUACCCCGAUUGGUUCAUUACAUGCACGAGUUGAGUCGACAUGUUUUGCCAUUCUCUAAACAU
Messenger RNA from Mesorhabditis belari, 2790 nucleotides. NCBI's taxonomy places the organism in Eukaryota, Metazoa, Nematoda, Chromadorea, Rhabditida, Rhabditidae. The record is from the annotation of a GenBank genome assembly.